Rhincodon typus (whale shark) is the source of this 968-nucleotide messenger RNA. RefSeq names its product acyl-coenzyme A thioesterase MBLAC2-like. The transcript has a single exon. The coding region runs from base 106 to 933 and encodes 275 amino acids. The record is from RefSeq and is a predicted model, not a curated record. Lineage: Eukaryota; Metazoa; Chordata; Chondrichthyes; Orectolobiformes; Rhincodontidae.
AUUGCUAUAGGUUUGAAAUGUGAUGUGGGGAGGUCCCUUUCCUGUGUGUGAGCCUGGAUCAAUGAGCGGCGCAGCUGUGUGUGUGUGUGACCGAGGGGGGGGAGGAUGGAGCGGCCCGGGGAGUGGUUCUACCACCAGCGCCUGGCUGACGGCCUGUACCUGAUCCGGGAGCGUUAUUUCGAGUCGGGGAACCGGGCGAAUGUGUGGUUGUUGCAGGGCUCGGAGCGGGACGUGGUGGUAGACACGGGCCUGGGCCUAGGCAGCCUGCCCGAGUACCUGCGGCGGGCCGGCCUGCUCAGCGGCACCCGGACCCUGCUGGCCGUCGCCACCCACGUCCACUUUGACCACACGGGCGGCCUGCAGCACUUCGAGCCCGGGGAGGUGGCGGUACACCGGGCCGAGGCGGAGGCCCUAGCCCGCGGUGAUGACCUGGAGGCGGUGACCUGGCUGAGUGACGGGGAGCUGAGCCGCCGGCCUCCCGGGGCCAGCCCCGGAUGGACGGCCCGCCGUUACCGCCUACAGGCCGUGAGGCCCGGCCUCCUGCUGGAGGAUGGUGACCUACUGGAGCUGGGUGAUAGGCAGCUCCGGGUCUUACACACCCCCGGGCACUCCCGGGGCAGUGUGUGUCUCCAUGAGCCGAGGGGUGGCCUCCUGUUCACUGGGGACACCCUGUACGAUGGCGCUCUCAUUGACUGGUUACCCCACAGCGAUGUGGCUCAGUACCGCCGGAGCUGUAGGCGCCUCCUGGAGCUCCUGGACCAGGGCCAGGUCCACACCGUCCUCCCCGGCCACUUCAACCCCUUCGGGCCUGACACAAUGCGCGCCCUGGCCUCGGACUACCUGACCCGGGCUGGAGUCUGCCACAGGAUCACAACCAGUGCCAUCAGCUGCCUGGCAAGCAUAGCCCUGCGAGGGAGGCACUGGACCAGGUGACCACCCACCGGGCCGGACACCAUCCACACCACCCA